Molecule: messenger RNA, 4322 nt
Organism: Cuscuta campestris
Lineage: Eukaryota; Viridiplantae; Streptophyta; Magnoliopsida; Solanales; Convolvulaceae
Source: the annotation of a GenBank genome assembly
AACCCCAUAAAAAACAGGGUCGGGUCCUUGCCAUUUCAUAGCCACAAAAAUUUACCCCGAGUAUUCUCUCGCUAGUGGGGGUUUGAUUCAAAUUUUCAAAUCUAUCAAACGGUCAUGAGACCAGUCAUUCUAUAAUUUGAAUUUUUACACCCCGCCCCUCUCUCAUUUCUAUUUCACUCCAAACCCUUCUCCUAAAUUCCAUCCCGUCCUCUAGCCUCGUCAACGAUGCCCCUGAUAUCUGAGCCGCAGAGUGCUAUGAAAUCCAGAUUCGGAUUCCACGACCACAGUCACAGUUCCUCAGAACAGCCACCUCCCGUGAUGCCGGCGGUCAAGAGCUCGCCGGAUCUCCGGAUUCUGAAAUCAGCUUGCAAGGAGAGGAAUGAGAAUUGGGAAGGUGACAGUGCACAAACCUCGUUCUCUAACCAAUCACGGAGUUUUGAGUUCCGUGAAGAUCCUGCGUUCUGGAAAGAGCAUAAUGUUCAGGUCAUUAUCAGAGUUCGUCCCUUAAGUGGUUCAGAGAUUUCUUUGUAUGGACGUAGUCAAUGUGUAAGGCAAGAUAGUUCACAGACGAUUACUUGGAUAGGGCAUCCAGAGUCACGCUUUACAUUUGACCUCAUUGCGGAUGAAAAUGUUACCCAGGAGAUGCUAUUUAAAGUUGCUGGAGUGCCCAUGGUUGAAAACUGCGUGGAAGGGUACAAUAGUUGCAUGUUUGCAUAUGGCCAAACUGGAAGUGGAAAAACACAUACAAUGCUCGGAGACAUUGAAGGCGGCACACGAAGACAUAGUGUAAACUGUGGAAUGACACCUAGAGUCUUUGAGUAUUUGUUUUCAAGAAUCCAAAAGGAAAAGGAGGCACGCAGGGAGGAGAAGAUGAGAUUUAUUUGCAGGUGUUCUUUUUUAGAGAUAUACAAUGAACAAAUUCUUGAUCUCUUGGACCCUUCUGUUGUUAAUUUACAGGGUGCUGCAAACAGAAAGGUAGCUUCAACAAAUAUGAACCGUGCUAGUAGUCGUUCUCACAGUGUAUUUACUUGUGUUAUUGAAAGUAAGUGGGAGUCCCAAGGUGUAACACACCAUCGGUUUGCACGCCUUAAUCUUGUGGAUUUGGCCGGCUCUGAAAGGCAAAAAAGUUCAGGUGCCGAAGGUGAAAGGCUAAAGGAAGCCACUAACAUCAACAAGUCUCUCUCAACAUUGGGGCUUGUGAUUAUGAACCUUGUUAACAUGUCCAGUGGGAAGUCACUCCAUGUUCCUUACCGAGAUUCAAAGCUGACAUUUUUGUUACAGGACUCGCUGGGAGGGAAUGCAAAAACAAUCAUAAUUGCCAAUGUCAGUCCUUCCAGCAGCUGCUCUCUAGAAACUCUAAGCACAUUGAAAUUUGCUCAGCGUGCCAAAUUCAUAAAGAAUCAUGCUGUUAUAAAUGAAGAUGCUUCUGGAGAUAUUCUUGCAAUGAGGGUGCAGAUUCAAAAUCUGAAGAAAGAAGUUGCUCGUCUUCAGAGUAUGGUGAAUGUAGGUGCUGAUUCUUAUGAAACUGAUUCAAGGAUUGUAGGCUUACCAGAAUCACCAGCUUAUAAAAAUGACUACGAAGCUGCCCUUGUUGGAGCUUUCAGGAGGGAAAAGGAUAAAGACAUUGCUAUCCAGGCAUUGACUGCUGAAAAUCAGGCAGCCAUGCAGCUGGCAAAACAAAGAGAAGAUGAGAUACAAGGACUGAAGAUGAUACUAAGGUUUAGGGAGUCUAAAAUCAAAAGGCUGGAAUCAGUAGCUUCUGGAAAAAUCUCUGCCGAGAUUCAUUUGUUGAAAGAGAAAGAGGAGCAUUUGAAGGAAAUAGAAGUCCUGAGGAACCAAGUUGAUCGUAACCAAGAAGUGACCAGAUUCGCUAUGGAAAACUUGCGAUUAAAAGAAGAGAUCAGAAGAUUGAAGUCUUUCUAUGAGGAAGGUGAACGUGAAAGAAUGAAUGAGCAGAUCAUGAUACUCGAAAAUCAGUUGCGAGAAGCUCUGGAUUGGAAACUUAUGCAUGGCUCUGAUAUGUUUGAUACCCAGAAACCAGCCCCACCUACGCAUACUGCAGUUGACGAGGAAAAUGAGUUCCUCCACUUGCAGGCUAUUUAUAAUCAGUCAGAACUGGAUGUCCUCCGCAAAAAACUUGAUGUUAGUGUUGAGGAGAAACAAAAUUUGGAAAGGCAGUUAAGAGACUUGGUGAAAGAGCUAGACUCAGAGAAAUCCUCUAAAGCAGCUAUGUUGGAGGAGUCUCAGAAAGUGCAACCUGAUCCUUCUUCUCUAGCGAACAACUGCCAGCUGCCAUGUAUUGGGGUCUGUGAUCAGGUGGAACUUGCGACAAUGGUUAAUGCUAUUGCAGCUGCAAGCCAAAGAGAAGCCGAAGCUCAUGAAACCGCUAUUUCCUUGUCUAAAGAAAACGAUGAACUAAAAGUGAAGAUCAAGGGGUUAAUUGAGGACAACCAAAAAUUGAUAGAACUUUAUGAACAAGCGGUUGUGGAGAAGAGUAGUGCAAACCCACAUGAUUGUCAGUCAUCUGAAGAUACUGCAGAGAAGGAACGGUUGAGAGGGGAAGUUGAGCGCUUAAACCAUCAACUCGGGGAAAUACAUGAAGAAAAUGAAAAACUGAUGGGUCUUUAUGAGAAUGCUGUGCAAGAGAAAAUGAAGAGAGAAGAGGUUAAAUGCACAGACCCUCAACUUGCUGAAAUGCACGAAGAGAAUGAGAAACUGAUGGGCCUUUACGAGAAAGCAAUGCAAGAGAGAGACGAUUUCAAAAGGUUGCUUUCUUCCACCAAGAAGGAAACAAUUGAGAAUAAAGAGGAAUUUCCUAAUAUUCAUUUAGGUGAGCAAAAUAAUAGCGAGUCUGGGAUUCCAAAAGAAGAAGAAACAUUUGAGGAGACUAGCAUGAUUGAAGUAAAUGUACAAGAUGAAUACAGUCAAUAUUCAGUCCGUUCAUACACAGGCAAUGAUUCAGAUUCUGAUGAACUUCCUUUCUGCAAUGUUGAAGAAACACAAGGCAAAGAGUUGGUCAGAAGGAAGCUUGACGAAGCACACGAAAAGCUACUGAAAUCCACCAACACAGUGAGCAUGUUUGGCGCACUGGAAAGAGAGUUUCUUGAGAUUGAUGAGCUUUCAAGAAGAAUGGUGGGAUUAGAAGAGAGCAUCCGGGCAAAACAUCAAGGCUAUGAGUCCUUUAUGAUCACGUCUUCGGAAUUGCUAGCAAAGAAAGACACAGUGGAGAAAAAGCUAUCUGCACUGAGGUACUCAUUGUCAAGCUUCUCUUCUUCAAUAGGUUACUUUGAGCUCCAUGAAAUUCAAGCAACGGAGAGGUGGAAUGCCUCUCUAACACAUCUCAAUGUAAAGAAAGCCGAGUUAGCUCAAUUACAAGCCUCCAGGGAUGAACUUAUGGGCUUGCAGACAAGAGCCAAACAGUCAGAAUCCGAAUUGAGGGACCAGUUAGAUAAGUUGAAAAGGAGACUGGAGGAAGAGAACCAAAGACUGGAAAGCGACAGGGUUCUGUUUUCCAUAGACAACAUUGGAAAACCCGAUGUGGGCCCCACCGUCACCUCCUCCCAAAUGAGUUGGCACGUGAGCGGGAAAGCCACCGAGCUUCUCAAGUGCGCGGAGGAGAAGACAAAGACACAGAACGAGAUAAAGCAGAGUCAAGAUAGACUGGCGACGUUGAGAGCAGAAGCCGAUGAUCUGAACAGGAAAAUGGCGAAGGUGGACGGUCACAUCCAGUAUGUCGAGAAAGAGGUGCGAAAGUGCUCUGUUUCAGCACAGGAGAUGGAAAACAGGGUUCAAACCAUCAGGCACGAGAAGGAAAUGGUGGUGGAGAUGAUGGAAGAGGGGAAGAACGAAAUUCGAAGCAUGAUCGCCGAGUACCAGCAGUGCGUGUUUGAGGCUGCCAUGAAGGAUGAAGAGAUGUCGAUUUUGGACGAGGAAAUGCGGAUGGAAAUGGAGGAGAUGGAGGAGUUGAAGAGGCGGAGAGAUAUGGCGGCGACUAGGAAGAAUCAACUGUUGCAGUCGUGCUUGCUAUUGGAGAAGGUGGAGGAGGACCUCCGUGAUAUCCAAAGGUCAGUCAUGGAGCUUAACCUUCUGCUGCUUGCCGACAACAAUGCAGUUGACGACCUCCAUUAAAUUCAAUUCCCUCUUACUAGUCCAACAAACUGUGCGCCAUGGCUGUAGUAUUUAUACUCCUAUUUAACCAACUACUGCGAGCAACUUGCUACAACUAGGCGGAAGAGGUAAUAUUCAUUUGUAUAGUUCAUCCUUAAACAAUGGUUACAACCUCCUUUUUUGUGUUCGUAGGGCAAUAUAUUUAUAAGCUCAUC